CUUGGGCCACCCCCGCGUGCGGAAGCUUGCUGCUCCUGUGUCUUGCGUGCGGUUAUGAGCUGUGGUGGAGGAGCUGGGUGGUGUUAAUGGUUAUCGUGCCUGGUGUUAUCACCUUCUCUGGAGUGCUGGGUAGAUCGCGAGUUCCCUGCACUUGGGUCGUAUAUGAAGGCAGUGAUGCACUUAGCACCGGGCGAUGGAAGCUUGAUUCGUGACAGUAAGCUGGUGUUAGCAAUAUGUUAAAGCUGGCCUCUUGUGAUUAAUGCCAGUAAUAAAGCUAAGGAAGGCCCACACGCAGAUACUUUGACAAGACAUAAUUUAUUAAAAUAUUUAAACAGUGAACAACGUCAGAUUGUAAAGGAAUGUACACUUGGAAGGUAUUGUACUGUAGGCUAUAAUUAAAUGCAAACUAGGGCCAAUAAUAAGAGGAUAUAAUGGAAAAUCAAAACGAAGACUGGCAUUCAUCAAGGAUGACAGAUGCCAGACGUAUUGACAGGUGUGAGAUGGGAGACCCAGCAACCACCUCAACAGAUGCUAACACCUGCACGUCAUCUCUGAAGAACAGCGCCUUUUGCAGGAAGGGCAAGAAGUUCUCUCGUAUACGUCUCAGCGGAGACCUUUUGCAGCGUCUUCGAGGGCACGCCGAGGAAGAGGACGAAGUAGCAUGGGAGCUAUCAGGGCGUGGUCUUGCCACGCCCCUCGCUGGCGUCCACACCGGCAGAAGCAAGAAAGGUGUUGAUAUGGCUCCUCAAGAUUCAGAUAAACUGGAACCUCUCGGAAGUUUAGAUAAACAUGAAUCUUUAAAAUACAGAGAAGAGCCAGGGGUCUUACGCGGGGGCACCUUUUCCGAAGAUGAGGGUAUUUCUGAUCUUGUGUCGUGUGUGUCUCUGAGUCGCGAGAAGAGCCUAGUAGAGAAGUGUGACUCCUGCGAGGACCCUCCUAGUCUGACGUCCCUCCAGUGGGAUCUGGAAGAAGAUACCGAGACAUUAACACAAGACGGUCGCAGGUGCUCGAGUGACGAGGAUGUGACACAUCUCAGUUUGGACAUUCACGAGAGCGAAGAGGAUCCCGCGUCAUCGUCAGCCUCGUCAGACUCCGGGGCGGGAGUGAGUCCAGACUUCAUAACUCAGGAGGGAGCCAUCUGUGCCGUCACCCACUGCUUCUCGUGGCUCGAGGAUGAGGUCUUUGCCCUUGAGCCCCAAACUGACCUUGCGGAAGCCACUGCGUUAAACAAUGGUAGAGGGGAGAAAACCCAGGCACAAGAAUGUGAGGAAUGUGACAAGGUGAGGGGUGCAGAGGAGAGAUUGAGUGAUAAUGAUGAGUGGGAAGUCGAUGAGGAUUUCGAGUUUACUCCGUUCAGAAGCCUUGGAGACAUUCAGAGGGACCAGGCAGAAGAAACAGCAGCAACAAGGGAAGAACUCGGCUACACGGACGAGUGUUUCGACUGGGGUGAAGAGCAUUAUAUAGAUGACAGCGGCUCGAGUGAUGAUGCACGAACCCCGGAAGCUCUAGACCACACUAACGGAAGGACCGUGUCUGGCGCAAAGUCCUGUGUGUCGUGGGAUGAUGCUGACUCUAACAGGAAAGAACACUCAAAAUGCUUCAUACGUCGGCGAAGUCAUGAUGUCAACUAUGACAAUGAAGAAGGGCUUAGUGCAGUGGAUCAAGCAAGAAGAAUUUCAGAUGGCCAACUGGUGUGUGAGCUGGACCAUGGUGAUGUGACGGCUCUCUGGCGCCCUUCCCAACCUGUUGAUAACACUGCGCGCUUUGACACUGGCGGAACCGGAAAUCAGAAAUACAUGCUUGAGCUUCGUAACUGGGUAGCCGCAACUAAUACUGGGAAGGAAUUCAAUGGCGAUUAUGCUGCUAAUUCCGGUGAAGCCCUUGCGGAGAGCGUCGGUGAUGGCUCCUGCGGGUCCUUGUCCGAGAGUGAGUGGAGCGAGGCUGAUACUUGUGUUCUGAGAGAGACUUUCGCUCAUCCGCAGUCGGGUCCAUCUACUGGCGAAUCGGAAUUUGAUGAUGCGAGCAAUACGAGCUCCUCCGACGGCGACACAGACUCUGACACACGAGAUAACUGUGCCUCUUAUGCUUCAGAUGCCACUUGGCACUGUCACGAUUGGCCGAGAUUGGUGGUGGACUCGAAGUACACGGUAUCUGAUGCUUGCACUACGUCGCUUGGUAUUCCGGAGUCCCGGUGCUCAAGCCGUUCUGACCUAGGAAGCUCCUCUACACUGCUAGGAUAUAAUCCAGCCCUUUGGCAACCUACAGAACGUGGUGCUACUUCAGCAGACCUUGCAACAUGCCAGAGUUAUUGCAAACCAGCACCCGACACGCCCGUACCUCACCCGUCUGGCACCUGUCUAGGAUGUCUGAUGGAACGAGACAGGUGCCAGCAGGUGGUGACCUGGAAAGCAGAGGAAAACUGCAAAAACCGGAUGCGACACAGAAGAAUGGGAGAUAAAUUUGGCAAAUCGGUUUGCCAGGAUAAUGAUGGGUGGCUGGACCAAGAAAAUAGAAGAUGGUACCGAGUGGGACAUACAUCCUCGAGUGCUCCACACAAUGGACCUCGUCACCAGGAUGACCUCAAAGUAUUGAUGAACGAAGGCCAUGAAAAAUGGACUCGGAAAGCCCACGUGUCAGACGGAAGUCCAUGGUUUGAUGAAAAGGAUUCUGUGAGAUGGCAGGAAAUUCAGAGAAAAUUGAAAGAUUCAUCACUUGGUUUCUCUCACAAUGAUAAUGAAUUUCCCGAUGCUUACCACGCAAAUGGGCCUUUUUUCACGAGUGACAAUAAUUACCAGAAUUACCAAGCAGAGAUUGGAUGUCAAGCCUGGCAGCACUCUGGUGAAAAGCCUAGCAGCUGCACUAGGCCUGAGGACACGGGUAUGUGGAGCGGAUAUGGGAACAGGCGGAAAUGUCCCGCCGGCAGACGAGGCUACGAUACCAGCACGUACGACCAUCACGGUGGAGAGGAUAACUAUACGAGUUACGAUUUCCACGAUGCCAGCACAACACAUCGUAACUUUAGAGGGGUGAACUUAAAUACCAUUCUUGGUCAGAACGUCCUCAAUGAAGAGGUGAGCGAGGAUGGUGAUGACACAGGUGAUAGUGGUGAUGAGAGCGGUGAUGGUGAUGAUAGCGACACGGAUGAGGCGCUAGUUUGUGACAUGCAAGCCACACAUGACGAUAACGACACAAACCUCGCCACACAAACACAUGAUUCUCUAGAUUUCCUAUCGCAAUAUCAAGGUAAAUAUGAGAGAGACAACAGGAGCAGGGUAGACAAUGACAGCUGGUGUCUCGAUAUCCCCCAUAACAAUGGCAGGACAGGUGAGGUACAAGUUACCAACGAUCUCACGAAUCAACACUUAACACAAAAAAAUAAUAAAAGCAAGAGAGGCAAAACAUACUUUUGUCUACGACCUUUCAGUGACGUGAAGGACGAAGAAAAUGAUCCCGGCACAAAUAAAAUUUUGCCGCAAUGGAGCGUGCGUGAGAAGUUAGGAGUAAAUGGGCGGCCACCGCCCGCUACCGCCCCGCCCCCUGCCGCUGGUGUAUACUCCACUGCUACAGUACAAACUAACCAUGAUAAAAACUACGCCGAUGAAGAUAUAUCGGUGAAUAUGAUAAAGGAGAGGAAUGGGGAGGCAGUGUGUGAGGCGGCCAUGUACCAGGGCAGAAGUGUUGACAAGUGCUGGGCCAGGCCCAGGCGACGUGACAAUACCAGACGACUCAACCUAACAUAUGACUCUAAUAUAUGCCAGGAUAGUGAAAACGGUGAUGGCUAUUGUGAAAGUAUGUUGGAAGGCAGAGUUACCGAGUGUUGCGACGGUACCGACUGUGGUUGCUGUAAGAAUUCGUGCAAUCAAAAAAUUCAAAUUCUCCCUCAUAAUAAUGUCAGAGUAUCACCCGGGGUGGAGGGUGUUGUGAGGGGUGUAGCAGACAGCUUACACCAGCGUGACCAUGGUAAUGGGAGUCGCCUCGACACUCCAGUCCACCAUUACCACACCUCCCCCAGGCCCGGCUACCCUUUUAACUACCUCAACUUCCCGCAUCCAGCCUUUGCCCCUGGCGCCUGCGUCCAGCCAGACAUGGAUUUUCAUCCUCGUUUGGGAAGUGGUGGGGCGAGAGUGAGCACCAACAGGGCUAAUGAUAGGGAAGGAGUGACUUGUAGCGGGUGGCGGCCACGUCGUGUCCAGCCCUCGGUGGACGCCCCUGGCCAGCCCUGGCCACACGGCCUGAGGUGGAGCACCGCCCGGGGUGGGUGUCGGGGGAAACAUAUGACUGCUGCAAGCCUCGCACACCUUCCUCCUGCACAUACUACAACUGCUGCAGCAGCAACUGAUUGGGAGCGUUCCAGGGAUAAGUUUUGGAGCGCAGUCAAGUUUGCUUACCCCUCGGGUGGGGAACACGGCGUGUGUAGUGAGGCUGAUGACUCCACGGGUAAGCGAACAUUGACCAACGAACACCUUGACAAAAUGCCAGUACCAAGCAGCGACGCCGAGGGGAAAAUGUCCUCGCUAUCUCCACUACAGCGAAGACUUUCCAUCCCAGCCUCAUGCCUCAGUCACUCUCUCUGCUCCCGCUACCCACUCUACAGGAAGAUCCAAGAAGUUCUCUGUCGCACCACCAAGGAUGUUUCAUCUGCCGCUCCCAUCCUCUCUCCGGAGGCUCCAGUACUGACUCAACCCACAUCUAUCCUGAAAAAUGAUCUUGGUGGUGGUGGUUCAAGAGUUGAAGGUCACUGGCAGGGUAACACCACUACCCCUCUAAACCAGGGAGUCAUUGACCAUGGGAGUGAACCUUCCCUCCCACAGGAAACAAGGGUAGAGGCUUCCUUGGGUGAUAAUGGUGGAGGCUCAGGUGCGCCGGAUCGUAGGGUCGCAAUUCCUUCCGAUAGGUAUAGUGUCACACACACACCUGUUGGAGGACUUGCUCAGCGGGAACCACCAGACGGCACGGCCACACCCUCAGCUCCCGUCGGCAGACUUCGAAAGUUAUCAGAAACCUUUUCCUCUAACACACAUGAAAGGGAUGACACUAGUGGAUUGCAGAAAAACGGGCCACAGUCACUGUCAUUCGAAGAUACGACCUUGCGGUCAACAUGCAAGAACCUAUGGGAUCCAGGAACCUGUGAUAGAGAUUCUCAUCUAGUCCUGGAAACUCGAUCCGUCUUGGGCUUCAACACGCCCGAGGUACUAGAAGAGGGUGUAGGAUUACCCCGUGUCCCUCAGUCACCUUACUCGACCAGAACCCCGUGUCCACGCCUUAGUUUACAAAAAACUUCACCACUCACAUCUUCCGAACAAGUAGACCCGAUCAUUUUGCUGUAUCCGGAGCAUAAGCGCCCUCCUAACUCAGAGGUUAAUAUCAGUAGUUUCAAUCCCAAUAGUGUCCAUACCUUUCAUAGAAAACACGAGGAGAGUUUGAAAUGCGUUGCUCGUGAAAAUCUCGCAGCUCCGCCACUUCACCGAAAGACACAUGCUGAGAAACUGACACCUGUGUCUUCCGAAUUGAUUAAUUCCUUUUCAUCAUGCCGUAGAGCUAACAUUAGCCAGUCAUAUCCAACGGCAGAAAUACACGCUUCAUCCCCGUCUCCUCGCUCAUUAAAUGAGAAUACAUCAGUUUUCUCUCCGGAGCUACGAGAGAACGGCAACUUUCCAAAUCAAGAACUGUAUGAGAACCCACUUUAUCCAGAAUCGCUAGAGGACAAAAAGUUUUUUUCCCCGGAGUAUACUGAGAAUUGUUCGUUAUCACCAGGGAGUCGAGAGCUCUGGUCAUCCGCCCCUGAGCUGACAGAUCAGCACAAAUUUCCUUGUACACUAAAACCAGUAGAGAACUCAUCACACGCCCCAGAGACACAGGGCUGCCCACCUACACUCCCACCAAUCAACCACUCGCCUACUCCAGAGUAUGUAGAGAGCAAGUCAAGUACCCUCAAUCCAUCAGAACAAUCACUUGGGCAGGAAUCAAUAGAGAACUACUCAUCACCACUGGCCCCAGAACCACGAGAGACGCCGCCAUAUACCACCAUUUCAUCAGAAGAGACGUACCAGGCUUCCACAGUCACUGGGCGUACUAGUCCAGCCAGAACCAUCAUCCCAGAAGCAACCAGUCAGCAGUCUUCCAUCCUGCUUGCGAUCGACCCGGCUUCAGAGAAAUGUUCUUCCCUCGUUGACCUCAUGAAACUGGGAAACUACGAAGGGUAUAUUACGCUCCCCAUGACAUUCAAAACCCCUGCGAAGUGUGUCCCAGGACACUGUAGUGAGGGGAGCGAGAAUGCUUGCCAGUUUUCUGAUAGUGAGGGCGACGUAGGGAGUGAGGAGUGCAGACCAGAGGACGUCAGGAUCAGCACCCAAGUUCGUGUCUCCGUGAAGAAGUAUUGUAAAAGGCGGAGGGACGGGUCAAGAAAGCUUGUAAUAAAGUUUACUCUGUGUUUAGAAUGUGCCGGAUGCAAGGAAGAGCUAGUGGAGGGCCAGGCACUGAUCGCCUUGGACCAACAGUGGCAUAUAUGGUGUUUCAAGUGUGCCAUCUGUAGCACUGUGCUGCAUGGAGAGUAUAUGGGAAAGGAUGGCUUGCCAUACUGCGAGAAGGAUUACCAGGCCCAGUUUGGUGUCAAGUGUGCUUACUGCAACCGGUUCAUCAGUGGUAAAGUGUUGCAAGCUGGCGACAAUCACCACUUUCACCCAACUUGUGCACGAUGUACCAAAUGUGGCGACCCAUUUGGAGAUGGAGAAGAGAUGUACUUGCAAGGCACAGCUAUUUGGCAUCCUCGUUGUGGUCCUGGGCCCACAGAAAAUGGCACAGUCCUUAAUGGCUCAUUAUCUAAUGGCCAUCACAUAAAUGGGGAACAAAAAACUGAGAGAGAGCGUGACUUUGAUGGCAUGAGUUCCACAGCUUCAGAAACGCAGUUUUCUCGCUCCCGCACGCCAAGCCUUAAUGGAUCCUUCCGCUCCUAUAGCCCAUAUAACAGCCUGAACCGCAAGUUCUCAGGUCCAUAUCGCACAUGCUCGCCUGGAUUGAUUCUUCGUGAGUACAAGUCUUCUCAAAGCCCUAUUGACAUCACACGCAUCUACACCUAUUCCUAUCUUGCUGCCGAGCCUUCACAAGGGUACCUCAAACGCCCGUUGGACCCUUACGACCGUCCUCCUCCCAAGUCGCCACACUUCCACCGUCCGCCGACGGAUUAUCGAAAACUGUCACUGCCCAAGACGUCUAGUAGAUUAGGUAUGCGAGUAUUGGUGGAUCAAAUGCAAGCGGAGACUCCCAGACCUAAAUCUCCACAUAUGAACAAUGAGGAACCUAUAAUACUUUCUCAUUACCCCGGGGGACGGAAGCCAUCUUCUGGAGAUGUAUCACGAAUUGAGAGAGAUGACUUCCCUGCCCCGCCUUAUCCCUACACUGACCCUGAUGUUUCAGAGCGACGGCGGAGGUGGUCAGGCAGUAAUAAAGCUGUCAGCAUCGAUGAAACUGAUGAAGGCACUGAAAUAGAUGAAGACUCUGUAGCUGAAGAUCCUAAAUUAAAGAGAGAGGAAGUAGAGCUGAGCAAGAUUGCAACUGGUAUUGGUAAAGUGUUCCUUCAACAAGUUAAAGAAAGAGAAAAGAUCCGAGCAUGGAAAGCCACCCAUCUUGAUCCACGUAAUGCCUCGCGAACACCAGCUGCUGACCGCGAGCCUGGGAAUAAGUUGCGCUUUGGGUCAUCUCUCAACGCAUCGCCUUCUCGAAUGACGGACCACAGUCGGCCUUGGGGCCCUGAAGAUGAUGAAUUUGAUAGAGGUUCAUCAUAUCGAUGUUCUACUGGAAGAUCCUCGGCCACUAUACCCUCGUAUAACGUUGUGAGCUCCCUCAGACAACCUCCCAAGCCUGGCUACGGUUUCUCGCCACGCAACACCUUCUACCGCCAGGGUCUAGGAUCAUAUUCUGCGCUUCAUGGUGACUACAGCUUUUCAGGGCUCGGGGAGAAGACGCAGAGCACAGAGUUUAGCAGUGCCCGUUCUGAUGUUUCAGCAGGUUCGCUCACAGAAGCCGAUAGGAGCGCAUUGAACGCCGAGCUGUGUGCAUCAGCAACGUACAGUAGUGGCCUGCGUGGUUACUCCUCCUACUCUCCCCACCUUCGUCGCUCACUGCCCAACAUGCAUCAUAUGUCCUCUGAACCCCCUAAGAUUUACCCUGCACACCUCUUACUAGUAACUAACUAUCGCCUGCCCAAUGAUGUGGAUCGCUGUCAUUUGGAGCGUCACCUAUCUGAUACUGAUUUUGAAAUGGUGUUCCACAUGACUCGUAUGGACUUUUAUCGCCUUCCUGAAUGGAGGAGAAAUGAUUUAAAGAGGCGUUCCAAGUUUUUUUAAAAAUUAAUUAUUUUUAUAUUUUCAUUAAUAUAUGGGAAAUGUAGUCACCCACUUAGACUAUCAGCUUACUCAUCCAUAUAAAUUGUUUCAAAAGUAAUAAUGGUCCUUUUAAUAUUGAAUUAUUAAUUGGAACUAACACAAAUUUUCUUUUGUGUUUAUAUUAACACGUCAAGAUAAUUAUUAUAUAGGAAUACUGUUUCAAAGUCUACAAGCUAACUUCAGAAUCCACUUGCCCUCAAUAAUGUAUAUGUGAGAGCUACUUAAUUCCAUCCUUAUCAGUUUUGGGAAGUAUAGCAAUUAUCUACAAUCAAUUUCUGUGAAAUUCUCCAGAUCAAAUUUGAGAAUGAUCCAAACGAAGGUGCUUUGAUCAAUUCCAUAAACAUAUAUUUAUAGCAGAUAUAUGUGUAGUAUUUUAUAAUAUUAAUAGGAUCUUCAGUUAGGUUGAAAUUAAUAGCAAUUUUUGUACACCACGCUAGCAAAAUUUUGUCCAGAUAGGUUCAUAAUCUAUUAUAGAUAUUUAUCAAAAUAUUUUUUAAGCAAUAUUUUAAAUGUUGAUGGCUUAUGUUGGGUCAAAAGAUAGUAGAGUCUGGGUGCAUUUUAGUUAUGUAUGGAUUGAGCGCUAUAUGGUUGUUUGUCCACACUGAUGCUUGUUACGUCUCCCAGUUUGACAUCUUCUAGUCUCUUUUAUUCCAUUAGAUCCAGACUAUUAAUGGUUCUUAGAAUUUAUUAUGUGUUGAAGUCUCGCUAUUGCUUGUUUUUGGUGCUUAUGUUGGGCAGUGAUCUUCCAUACCCGAGAUCAUUAAGGAGUUUUGCUUUUAGAAAAACUGUCACAUAAAUUCUUUUUGUUACUAUGUAAAUAUGAUAAGACUUAUUGAAGUUCCUCAAGCAUAACAUGCCAAAUUUUGUCACAUCCAUAAACUUAUUCAAAUUCAAUCAAAUCUGCAAGGUAUAUUAUAUAAAUGGAAUAUAAGCUUGAGUUUCACUCGGUUGUAAAUUACAAGUUUUAACCUGUUUGUAAAUAGUGCGUGCUAGAGCUUCAUAUGUGGUGCGAUCAGUGGUUGUGAUCCUUAGCGGGAGUCAGAGUCCUACUUAAGGGUGCGUUAGGAAGGCUUUGCUAGCUUAUGUUAUUUUAAAUAAGAAGGUUCUUAAAUUGUAUGGUUUAAGGGGGUAGUGUGUUCCUUCGUGAUCAUCAGGUAGAGAACACUUCUCUCUCAGCUUUUAAGGUGUUAAGGCAUUUCUUUAUUCCUUCUUUUUUUUUAUUAGCAAAGCUUUACCUAUUUUUGUAUUACCGUGAAGAACUUUUUGUGUUCCAUCAAAGUGAAAGACAAAAAUAAUGAGAUUAUAGUGUCUUAUUAAUUCUGUAUUGCUGAUCACAUCAUGUCAGUCAGGGGUGGGGAUUAUGGAGGACGGAGGGUCAUCUGUUAUUACAACUGUGUAUUAUUGCAGCAGCUAAAUAAAUGGUUGUCCCAACUGCCAGGGUCUUUUCUGAAUGACAUAUAUUUUAUAUUUUAGCUUUUUUAUAUAAAAGAUAGUAUCAUUAGUAUUAAUGUCAAGAAAGAGUUGUGAAGUUGUAAAGAUAUACCAGCCAGAAAGUGUUGCGUGUUCAGUUCAUUCAUCUGUGCUGAAAGUGACCUUUAUUGUCAUCAUGUUGAUAUUAUGAAAGUCUUAGAUAAUUAAGGUUGGGUUAUCACAGAUGGGCAUUGGUAUCCUCUUUGCAUAGUAAUAUAACACAUGUGGUACUAUACCUGUUUUCUCUAUAUGAAAAUUAACUUUAUGCUGCUGUAUUUUGUUUUUAUAGUUUAAUAAUUAUAAUAUUUAUUAUGAGUUCAAUGAAUUUCAAAACCUCCACACAAGAGGACCAAUGGCAUAUUCAUUAAAGUUUUUUUAUUUUAUAAUCAGUUAAAGAAUUGUAAAAUGUUUCCUUACACUUUCUGCAGGUCAGUAUAUCCAAAAACAAUUUAUUAUAAUUUACACUCGAUGAUACAUUUAUUUUAUGGGUUUUCUUGCAAGUUGUACAAACUUGCUUGUAUGUUUAUAUAAAGUUUCUGUACUCUUUCCCCCUUGUAUGCUUGAUCUGAUCGUUACUAAGUCAAGCAGGUCUUCAUGAAGUAUAAUUAUAUUUGUACAGAAUAUGUAAAUACAUUUAUUGCUUAUUUUUAACAGUUGUAAGAUAUAACAGUUACUUUCUUGACUCUCAUAAUAGUAUAUGUUAACUAUAUUUUCUUAAUAUUACCCACUGUAUCUUCAUAUUAAUUUUUUACAUCAUUUGUUGACGUUUUGCAUGUACUGCAUUCUUAUUUUUCAUUCUCACUUUUUUUAUGGUAGAUCUAUGUACUGUUUAUUUUUUUAAUGGACCGGUGUUUAUAAACAUCUUUUUAAAAGAAUCUGAUAUUUACCAUUUUAAAAACUGCAACACACAUUUUCUAGUUAAAUUUUAAAUAUGGUGUGAAAUGAUUUUAAAGGUAGCUCGACAGCAUAAAUGUUCUUUUAUGUAGAUUAAUUUUGCCUAAUGUGAUUAAGAGGGAUGUUCUUAAACUUCAAUUAGUCCUAUUAUUCUUGAAAUCUUGGAUCUACCAAUAUUGACGAUAAGUCACAAUAACGUGGCUGAAGAUACGACGACCAAACCACACACCAGAAGAUGAAGAAACGAUGAAGUGAUGAAACGAUGAAACCAGACGAUGAAGUUGUCUCUUCAUCGUCUGGUGUGUGGUUGUCAUUUUCCAAUGUUGUAAACUUGGCAUUCAUUACAAAUUGAUCACAUUUCAUCAAAGCCUUCUUAUCAUUACAAACCAGUCCCUUGUUACAGAAUAGGCCUUCGUUAAGCCUUGGCAUGUACUACUUUGUUAAAAUGGAGUGUAUGUAAAAUUUUUAUUAAUUUCUUAUAGUGCAACUUUUUUUUUUUAGCCUGCACAGAAUGCACCUUUACAAUUCAUAGUGCAAUUGCAAGUUCAACAAGCACAAUGUUUAUAUAAUUUAUCUUAUGUGGUUUGUCAGUUUAACCCUUGUGGACAAUGUUCACUGGGAGGUUAUUCCAAGUGUAAGAAUUAUUUGGGCAAUAAUAAGAGAGUUCAGAUUGAGGCAAAUUAUAAGGCUCAUGUUCUAUGCUUUUAGGAAGUUUGUCUUCUUGUAGUUGAACUCUGGGCAGCUACUCUUACUAAUGAGUGUUACGAACUGUUUGAUUCUUGGUGCCAAAAACUGGAAUUCCUCAGCUGUGAACAAUACUCACAAUAUUUUGCAUGUUUGUUACCUGCUUUCCCUCCUUUAAUGUAUCACUUAACAUAAGGACAAUUGUUAAUAGUACUACAUUAUUAACAUGGGCAAAGCAAGGGUGAUGGUACAAUGUGGCAUGGUCAGGUAUUUUACUUAAAGACCAAUUGGUUGUGGUCACUCACGAAACUCUUACCUUGGUUGCAUCUACGAUUUCCAUCUUUUUGGCACCUGCCGAGCAGGUGAGCAGCAGGUGAGUUGCUCCAUUUUCUUUAUUUUCAUACUUUCCAAAUGUUCUCGUACAUUACAAACGAUAAAACACACACACACACUUAUUUUUUUAGUACUGGCACUUAAACUACAUCUUCACACACAUUGUGAUCAACUGUGUCAUUAAUACCAGACUAGAAUGUGAAAGGAACUGAUAUGAUGUAAAAUGCCUGAAGAUGCCACAUGAGGGUAAAGGAAUGAGACUCGGACCACCAGCCUUAAUGCCACACUUUUGGCUCCCAGUUACACUAACCUUUUAACUUUCCUUCUUGUUUAGUACUGCAAGUUUAUGAAGACCUGUACGACAAGCUAAUGAUGACUAGUUUUAAGUUGCUUCAUUAUGUAAAUAAGACCUGUAAUUUCUUAAGAAUGUAUACUACUUCAACAAUACCUAAAUUCUUCUACUCUUGCAAUUAGUUCUAUUCAGUGGCUUUAUCAGUACGUAUCACAUUCAAUAUAUUUUUGUGACUGUCGUAUGUAACACUAUUUACAUGUUUUUAUAACAUUGUUGUCAUGUUAUAUUUUUUGAAUUUAGUCUGGCUGCUAUGUCAUUUACCCCUUCCUGGUGAAGUGUCAGAUGUUAAAAGAACAAUAUGAAGAUAAAAAAAAAAGCUGUUAAAUUCUUCAGUUAUUAUUUCCAUACACAACUGUGAAUAUGAAAGUAUAUUAAGACAAUACAAAAGGAAUCAAUUGAUGGGUUCCCAUUCCAUGGCUAAAAUAUGUGAAACAAACGUUACGGAAAUUCCACCUUAGUGAAAAGUGUCAAUUGAUAACCAACGCAACAACUUGUGUGUUUCUGAUUUGUCAAUAAAAAUAUUUAAUGUAA
This is a messenger RNA of Procambarus clarkii (red swamp crayfish), 12645 nucleotides long. Lineage: Eukaryota; Metazoa; Arthropoda; Malacostraca; Decapoda; Cambaridae. The record is from RefSeq and is a predicted model, not a curated record.